AAAAAAUGCAUUGUAAGUGUUGUAAUUGUGAUCCGAAGUAAAUUCGCAAGUAAUGUUUCCACAUACACAAAAUGUAAUUAAACCGAUUCUGUAAUUUUCACUUAGAAAAGACCGCCUGAAAGGAAAGUUGAGCAACAUAGAGAACCAAGUCAAACAAUCUGGAAUAAAUUUAGAUAAGUCGGAAGAGCUGCUUUCUAAUGCCUCCAAACUACUGGACAUAUCCAUCGGUAAACUGAAAGAACUACAGGACGCCCCCGAGAUUCUGGAAAAGAUGAACAAGAAGUUUGACGAAGAACUCAAAUCAAACAGCAAGAAGAUUGCCGAGAUUCAGGUCCUAAAGCCCAAAGUACAGGAGCAUACUCAAAACUUGUCGGAACGUGUACAAGAGUUGGAGCAUAUACUCUCAGAAUCACAGUACGGCUCCCAGGAUGCUGUUAAAGCUGCCAGAGCUUACAAAGACAUCGUUGCUGCAGUGAAAAGCGCUAGAGAGGCAGCUGAUAGUGCCCAAAAUGAUUCUAGCAAUGCUGCGGAGAUUCUAGCUAACGUCCACGAAAGGACCAAUGACGCCGAGAAUAAUGCUGCUACAGCCUUAGAGGAUGCCCAUAAUUCUGCAACAAUGGUUCAUCAAGAGCUAAGACCGAAGCUGGAUGAGUCGAUCCAGAGAUACCUUCCUGUGAAGGAGGCUCACAAGGAGAACGAAGACCUCUUAAACGAGAUCGAGAAGAUGUUAAAGAACAUACAGAUCAAGGACCUGAACACAGCUUACAAGAAUGCCUCUGACACGGCUGAUGCGGCUGCUGAGACCAUCAGUCAUGUUGAACCGGCUGUCAACAACUUGUUCAAUAAGUUAUCACAGGAAACUCAACAAGCCAAGCUGCUUCCCAAAGAACUGAAUGACAUGGAGCGCAAUUUGAAACAAACCGAAAAGCAACUGAAUACGGUAAAUGAAACUUUGCCAUCUGUCAUUCAAAGUCUAGAGGAGAUACCAAAGAAACAAGCUGAUAACAAGAGAACAUCGAACAACAUCAUGUCAAACAUCAACAAGCUGAAGCAACAAAUCGAACUGGCUAGAGAUACAGCUAAUAGAAUAAAGGUCGGAGUAAAGUUCUAUCCUAAUACUACGUUGGAGUUAAGAAAUCCGAAAAAUAUUGAAGAUCUCACCACUGCUACGAAGUUUUCGGGAUACUUCAAGACAAGCAAACCGAACGGUUUGCUGUUCUACAUCGGUAACCCACAAGGAACUAGUUUGCCUAAGACAAAGACGGAUGACUUCAUGGCACUCAUAAUACAAAAUGGUUAUCCAGUUUUGAAGAUGGACAUAGGAAAUGGUGUGCAAAAGAUCAUAAAUGAAAAAUACGUGGCUGAUGAUAACUGGUAUCAGUACACAGUCGAAAGGGUUGGCCACAAUGCGAAACUGACGAUACGAGAAGAGCUCCCAGAUGGCUCAGUGCAGAGCUACGUAAAAGAAACGGCCCUAUCUGGUCCAUACACAAUAUUCAACUUGGACCAAGAUAGAUCUAAAAUCUUUGUUGGUGGAUAUCCCUCUAAGUACGAUUCUCAGCUGCAAGACCAAGUCGAUAUGGAUUCCUUCCAAGGCGAGAUCGAAGAUGUGGUUAUUGGAAACACUCCUGUGUCCUUGUGGAACUUUGCUGACGGAUACGAGAACAACCACGGAGCUAAAGAAAGGAAUAAGUUAGUGGUACUGUCUCCAAGUACAGGAUUCAGGUUCAAUGGAAACGGCUACGCCAUUUUGGAAGCACGAUCUAUAUCGUUCAGGAUAAAAUCUGCGAUCGAGCUUUCUUUCAAGACAUUUGCACCUACUGGUUUGCUCUUCUUAGCAGGCAAAGGAAAUACCUUCAUUUCCAUCGAACUUCAGAACGGAAAAGUCUUGUAUCAGUACAACUUGGGCGGAGCGACGAAACGAUGGGUGAGCAGUGCAACAUACAACGACGGACAAUGGCACAAGAUCGUAGCGGAACGAGACGGUGCAAGAGGAAGAUUGCAAGUGGACGAUGAGAACAUAACUGACAGAACCAAACCCAUAAGCGGCACAUCCUUGGACAUUAUUGACACCAUGUCAUUUGGCGGUUACCCCAACAUGCACAAAUACUCAGAUGUGACCAACGUCAGAUUUGAUGGAUGUAUCAGCAACGUGACUAUCAUGAAAACGCCCAUCGACCUCAGGCAGAACAUUCAGGCGUAUGACGUCACACCGGGAUGUCCUGAUAAGUUCGCCCCAAUGGUGUCAUUUGAGCAACGCCAUCAAGGCUACAUCUCCUGGGACAGAAUCUCCAUCCAGAACAGGUUCAAUGCUAGCUUGAAGUUCAAGACGAUGGAACCUGACGGCAUGAUCUUCUACGUACGAGAUUUGAAUGAGGACAACGGAAUUUCGCUGUCUUUGAGAGAUGGCCACUUGGUUCUUAUCAGUCAGCAGAUAGAGCUAGUUUCCAAAGAUACCUUCAACGAUGGACAAUGGCAUGUGGUUUCUGUCAUUCACGACGAUACCAUUUUGAGAUUGGAUACGGACGAUUACGGAUUUAAAGUAACUGACCACCCUCCACCACAAAUCCACGUGUUGUACUCCACACUGCACGUGGGUGGCUUGCCAUUACAACCCGCACAUCUACGUGUGGGUUCAUCUGUGCCCUUCCGCGGGUGUAUAGCAGACCUUACCAUCAUGGGCAGGGUGAUGAACUUUGCUAAUACUACGGACCGCAGCUAUGCAGUGCUUGACAAGUGUAUCUUGGACCAUGACGUCUCUGUUGAAGUACCUGUACCGACGUUGAAACCAGUGAAACCGUUGCAAGCUGUCACCACGCAGUCUCCGGUAUUCGUGACAGUCAACCCUGAGGAAGCUGCCAAGGCAGGACGAGGAGACGGAGGCAAUGAUUUCCUGCGAACGAGCACCGAAGGGGCCAGGGGUGUGCCGCCCCUAAGCACCCUCGCCCCUGAGGUAAGAAGACCUGUCGAUACUGUGCCACUCACCACGCCCAGACCUAAGCUCGAAGGGUGCGCCUUGCCCUUGGAUCCAAAGAGGGAAAAUGAGAAGGAGGUUGGAUACAGACUAGGCACCCAGAGGUAUAGCAGAUUGAAGUUCAGCACUCCUAGGGGUAAAUACAAGAAGAGGUUCGACUUUAGACUAGAAUUCAAGACUAGGGAAAGUGAGGGUAUACUAUUCUAUUCAUCCAACAGAGAUCACAACCACUAUGCUGCUGUAUACCUUGAAGAAGGAAAGGUGGUGUUCACAUUCAAAGGAGAAGAAGCAGUCAUUAUCAAAUCAAGAUUCAUCUACAACGAUGACACAUGGCAUAUUGUUGAAUUCAACAGAGACCAAGGAAAUGGUAAACUGGUCAUCAACGAACAGUUAGCAGAAGGUAGCGCCCAGAACCCGAUACAUUUGGAGCUCAACGUUCCAUUCUAUAUGGGAGGAGUAGAUCCUGAUGAAUAUAAUCUGGUCCAAGCUAACCUGAAUACAACAAGUUCCUUUACGGGCUGUAUCCGCAACAUACAGAUGAAUAGCUUCCAAUUCGAGCCUUCAGAAACAUUUGGAGUAAUACCAUGUUCCGAAAAUGUUGAGUUAGGUUCUUACUUUUCUGGGGAUCCCAAUACUUACGUCAAACUGAAGGAGAGAUUCAAGGUGGGAGAAGUGUUCAAUUUGAAAAUGGACAUCAAACCGCGUGUGAUAUCUGGCGUUCUAGCGGCAGCUCACGGAAAGAAGGACUAUUAUGUUUUGGAACUGCACAACGGACACUUACAGUUGACAGUAGAAAAUGGCAAGGGACCUGUCACGGCUUCGUUCACAGCAGAUUCACCUGAUCACAAGUACCAUCUGUGUGAUGGGCAGUGGCAUACCAUUCAAGCUGUCAAAUCGAAGAACGUCAUCACCUUGUCAGUAGACAGCAUGUUCACCAGUCCGAAAAUAGGUCCCGCCCACUCGACAUCCACCGACACAGGCAGCGCCCUCUUCUUGGGCGGGCACCGUCUCAUCAAAAAGGUGCGCGGCAUCCAAUCACGUACGCCCUACGUGGGAUGCGUCAGAAAUGUCACCAUUAACGACGAGAGGGUCGAUCUGACAAUGUUGCCGAGCACGCUCAUCAGCGGCAACGUCGAUAUCGGCUACUGCCCCACCAAUUAGGUUUAAGUAAUAAAGCAUUCGAUAGUAUUUUGGUUCUUUCAUUGCUAUCAUUAAUUAUAAUUCCCGAUGAUCUAUAUUAAAUUGGGAAGUUACAAUCAUCACUAUUGACUUUGGUAUUUUUUAAAUAAAAUAAUCUGCAACUCAAGUAUGGAGUAUCUACUUAGCAUUCGGAAAUCCGAUUCGGUAUAGUCCAGUCAUAUUAGACUGGUUCUUUUGAAACAGUACCAACUGCGUUUUGUUCAGCUGGAAAGUCUAAUGUUCCUGGACUACUCCGAAUGGGAAUCUCCAUCGUUUGCAACCAAAUUUAAGUAACACUCAACAUACAAGUUAACAGAUGACCUUUACUAAACCUCUCCCACAGAGCUUGUCAAACUUCUCACUUGGCUUGUGUUUUAUCUGGAUCUAGACAUUUGUUGCAAGGUUAUGUGACUCAUAAGUUAGUUCUCGCUAUAAUGAUGACGUGACAAUACGAGAUUUACAAUUUUUUUAUUGUUCCAAACAUCAACCAUAUUAGGCCAUUCUAUUUUCUAUUUGUAUCGUUUAGUAGUGGGUGUUUUAAACCAAAGAAGUAAUUUCCAUAUUAAUUUCAAUAUAUUGUAUUUUAUCUCAA
Molecule: messenger RNA, 4745 nt
Organism: Acanthoscelides obtectus
Lineage: Eukaryota; Metazoa; Arthropoda; Insecta; Coleoptera; Chrysomelidae
Source: the annotation of a GenBank genome assembly